CCUCGAUGAUCAGAGCAGACUUCCUGCUCGUUGACGUCAACCGACGCGGAGAAAGCUAACGUGCGACGUUCGCUGGUUCGCUCUCGGAAACAGUUUGGUGGCCACGGUCGGAGCUCCCGGAUCGUGCUUUUUAUAUUGUGUUUGCAUACGACGCUUCGUGCCGUCUAUUCGCAAAUCGUACGCGUCAACGGCUGACGGGUCAUCUGGCGUGAAAAAACCAACUCGACUGCGAGGGUUUGUUAAUCCUCGUAUAAAGGACAUCGCCUGCUGAGUCCGGUGACGUUUCGACUCAGACACAUCAUCGUCAUGCCAACAUCGGGCAAUACUGCUCGGGUGUACGAACAUGACGUGCACCGAGCAUCCCAAACAAUAGCCGAUGGCGUCCCGACAGGGUUCAACAUGGACGAUGGCUCGCAGGUGGGAGCACCCAAAAAAUACUACAGGGCGCCGCAGCACCGAAUCUUUGUCAACCGAAGUCUGCACUUGGAAAAAAUUAAAUUUUUCGGUUUCGACAUGGACUACACGUUGGCCCAGUACAAAUCGCCGGACUAUGAGGCCUUUCAGUUCCACCUGCUGGUGGACCAGCUCGUUUCCAUCGGCUACCCAUCGGAACUAAGGCAGUUCCAGUACGAUCCAACCUUCCCCAUUAGAGGCCUUUGGUUUGACACACAGUACGGAAACCUGCUCAAAGUAGACCCCUAUGGAAAUAUACUGGUUUGCUGCCACGGAUUUCAAUUUCUAAAAACAGGUGAAAUUUACAAACUGUAUCCAAACAAGUUCAUCAAACUUGAUGAGUCCCGGGUGUUUGUGCUCAACACGCUGUUCAAUUUACCAGAGACGUACCUGCUGGCUUGCCUGGUGGACUUCUUUUGCACAUCAGCACUAUACAUACCUACGAAGACUGGCGUCAAAAUUGGAAACCUUUUCAUGUCAUUCAAGUCCAUCUUCCAAGACGUCAGAGGGGCUGUUGAUGCCAUUCAUACUUAUGGCCAACUGAAGACUGCGACCGUCAAUAACCUUGACAAGUAUCUCGAGAAAGAUGAAAGGCUUCCAUUGCUUCUUGAUAGGAUGCGGUCGCACAACAAGAAGCUAUUUCUGCUCACCAACAGCGACUAUGCAUACACGACUAAAAUUAUGCAGUACCUGUUCGACUUCCCCAACACUAAAAGUAGGAACUGGGAGUCGUACUUUGACUUCAUUGUAGUUGAUGCCCUGAAGCCCCUUUUCUUUGGCGAAGGCACCAUUCUCAGACAGGUGGAUACUAGCACAGGAGCACUGCGUAUAGGAACUCACAUCGGACCACUACAACCUGGCCAGGUUUAUUCAGGAGGAAGUUGCGACGUCUUCACCGAAUUUGUUGGUGCAAAGGGUAAAGACGUACUGUACAUUGGAGACCACAUCUAUGGUGACAUUCUUAAAUCGAAGAAGACCCGAGGUUGGCGCACAUUCCUCAUGAUUCCGGAGCUGGCCCGAGAACUCCGCGUGAGCAUCUCAAAGUGGACGCUUUUCGAAAAGCUCCAAGAGCUCGACAUAUGCUUGGGUGACAUUUAUAGGAACUUGGACAGCAGCUCAACCGAUGUUCCCGACAUCAGUACGUUACGUCAGUCCAUCAGGGAGACCUCGCACGAGCUCGACAUGUGCUACGGCAUCUUGGGCAGCCUGUUCCGCAGCGGCUCAAGGCAGACAUUCUUUGCGAACCAGAUUUGCCGAUACGCCGAUAUCUACGGUUACACAUUUGUGAACCUCAUGUACUACCCGUUCAGCUACAUGUUCCGGGCACCACCAAUGCUGAUGCCACACGAAUCGACCGUGGACCACGAACAGGAUCCAAACCUGCAGAUGAACGGAGACAACCCAGAGCCCGAAGCGAAGCCAGCCGCGGAACACGUGCGUCGCUUCUCAAAAAGCGAGCAGGUACAUCCGCCAUGCGUAGCGGCACAACAAAUAACGGUGCCCCCUGCUCGAUUCCCCGAGACCCCCAGUACAAUCACGCACCACCACGACACUGACGACGACGAUGAAGAGGCCGAGAAGCAAACAGAGGCCCAAAACUAGAGGCUUUGCCGUGCCAAGGUAUAACUUGCUACCUCCAAACUUCCCGAUGCUUGGACCACCUUGUUAAUAAAUAGAGUAAAAAGUCUCUUCUGCGUAAGCCGCCUCGGGAUUUUUGAGCGGCCCCUCCUCGUUUGUUUCUGCUCACUUUCCGCAUAGUCGCAAAGUGGCCUUAGGCGUGUGUUGUUUGCUCCCGAGGAAUGUGUUUCGGAGGGUUGGCAAGUAAGGGCUCUUUCGAAUGGUAACCAUCGGUCGCGCAAUAAUUAGUGUUGUUCCGGUGCAGAGUUACUUACUAAGCUUCUGUUUCUGCGGACGUAAUGUUAUUUACCCUCGCAAGUGCCAAACCACUGGAGAAAGUGGUGUCGCGUCACAAGAUUCGCAGUAAUUUUGAUGGCACCUCGGAAACACCGAAAAGCAUCCUUGCCAGCCCCCAACACAACAUCUCGGCCCAAUAUUGGACCGGUAUUGGUAAUGUCUGCGCAAUAUUGGCAAUGUCGGCCGAAUAUUGGGCCAAGAUGUUGUGCUGCUUGGGGUUUGUAGCAUGUACGGUGGACAGGAGCGUAAGGAACAGAGUCUAAUGUUGAUGGUUCUCUGACAUAAGCUUGUUCAGUAACUCUCACCGUGCUCAUCUUCUAUGUUACUGUCUCCAGUGUUGCGAGAUUCAAAACACUGGACAUGACACACAAAGCUCUUUUACCCAUCUCUAGUGAUUACGUUUUUAAUGCGGGCUAGCGUUUUAAAUCUCGUAACCUGCUGGCUUCUGGUCCACGUUUAUGUCUCUGGUGCACCCAGUGUGCGAUAGCUCUAAGAUGCUCAAUUCCACUAAUGUUUGCUCUUCUACUGCUCUGUUUGUGCAAGAGACUCAGUGCUAUCGUAUAUGUGACAAUGAAAAGACACACUUAUGUAGAUACGUAUAUCUAUAUAUAAGCGUACGAGCGUUUUUUUUUUUUUAAGAUAAUGCCUAACUUAACUGGCAGCUGCUGUGUGUGGAAACCUGCGUGUGCAGCACUUAUUGCUCUCUAAGAAUCUUUUGCUUGUGCGUUUUUUGGGAGUAAUGAGACUUUUGUGGUUGGGACUUUUGAGUUUGUAGUAUAUUGUAUUUGGAAGGCUAAAUAAAGAGUUUGAGCGUACUA
Messenger RNA from Ornithodoros turicata, 3185 nucleotides. RefSeq names its product cytosolic purine 5'-nucleotidase-like. The coding region runs from base 307 to 2055 and encodes 582 amino acids. NCBI's taxonomy places the organism in Eukaryota, Metazoa, Arthropoda, Arachnida, Ixodida, Argasidae. The record is from RefSeq and is a predicted model, not a curated record. Gene Ontology annotation, molecular function: 5'-nucleotidase activity. The transcript has 18 exons.